GCCCGGGCGCAGCGCCGAGCGGAGCGGCGGGGCCGCCUCCUCCUCCACCUCUUCCUCCUGCUCGGCGCCCAGGCAGCGGAGCGCGGUUCCCCGGCGAUGGCCGAGCUCAAGUCGCUGGGCAGCGAGGCGUACCUGGCGCUGGCCCCCGGCUACGGCCCCUCGGCUUUCGCCUACGGGGCGGUGCGCGGGGGCGCCGAGGGCCCGCGGGGCGCGUACCCGGGGGGCGGCGGGGCGGACUUCCAUCCCGGGGCGCUGGGCAAGUCGGCGGAGAGCAGCGGCGAGCAGAGCGGCGACGAGGAGGACGGCUUCGAGCCGGGGGUGAAGGGCGGCGCGGGCUUCGAGCGAGAGGGGAAGCUGAAGGGGGGAGCCCUGGGCAAGAAGCCCAAGGAGCAGCGCUCGCUGCGGCUCAGCAUCAACGCGCGGGAGCGGCGGCGGAUGCACGACCUGAACGACGCCCUGGACGGGCUGCGCUCCGUCAUCCCCUACGCGCACAGCCCCUCGGUGCGGAAACUCUCCAAAAUCGCCACGCUGCUCCUGGCCAAGAACUACAUCCUCAUGCAGGCGCAGGCCCUGGAGGAGAUGCGGCGGCUGGUGGCCUACCUGAACCAGGGCCAGGCGCUGAGCGCCCCGCUGCCCGCCACCCUCAACCCUUUCGGACAGUCGCCCGUCUACCCCUUCGGCGGCGCGGCCGUGCCCGGCUGCCCCGAGAAAUGCACUGCCUUCACAGGAGCCGCCUCCGCCCUCUGCAAACACUGUAACGACAAGCCUUGACUUCUGCCUUCUUCGGGCUUUUCCUUUAUUUUGUUCUUUUUUUUUUUUUUUUUUUUUUUUUUUUUUUUAGUUCUGUGCACUUUUCUUUCCACUGCCAUCAUCCUUGGCUUCCUUCCAUCAGUUAAGUCUGGGUUUUCUUUUUGUUUGCAUCUCUUAAAUACCCCUCUCCCCAUUUGGAAUUAUUUGGCAGUUCACGUGGACUCCCAGAACAUCCACUUUCUACUUUGUUUAGUUACCCCCCACAUGCAACUUCAUCUGUAGAGUUAUUUCCUUCCCAGCCUGUCAGUGGACUGUGAGCGUAAAUGUUGCUUUUCCACUUGCUCUGAGCUACUAAGUUUCUGAGCAGUUUUGAAACAAAACUGUAGAAAAACAGAGAGGGAGAGAGAUCUGGAAAUGGAAAGAUCAGUAAGUCUGUUCCGGCAUGAUCGACCUGUGUUAAAAAUACAUCAAAAGGAGGGUGGGAAAGCAAAAUCCAGGUGCAAACUAUGCAAUGUUUCAGAUUCCUGAGCGGGUGGGGGUCCUAUAGCCGGCUGGGUUGGACUGCACCUGCAAAUUCAACUGAAAAUCAUUUGGUCAGCACAUGGGAGGGGGGAAGUUCAGUGCUCUUGAUAAAACUAUUGAUGCUUCAAAGAAAGAUGCUUUUUUUUUUUUUUUUUUUUUACUUAAAAAAUUAACCCGUUCUUGGACUGGGAGGAACCUGUGAUUGUAUGCUAAUGCUUGCUGUUUGCCUGUUUCUCGGCUUGGUUAAGUUUUCCAGAUGAUUUUCCAAAGUCGUUGCUCAUCAUGAUAAACAAAGCAAAAGAUCACUUAACAUAUAAAUAUGUAUUUAUAACAAAUAAAAGACAUGAAUAACCACUUUCUCUGUCCUACAUGUCUCUAAAACCAGCUGGCAGUCAAAGCAAAACUCCUGCUGAAGUCAGGCAAAGCGGAGAUGGAUGCAGCAGGAGCAGCUAUGUGAAGUUAGGGGAAUGAUUGGAAUACUUGGAAAAAGCUUGUGGAUAUUCAGCUCUUUAUCAGUAGGGUUGUUUUUUUUUUCUCCAGUUUCUCAUGAAUUGUGAGCGCACAAAAAAUGUUGCUUGUGUCUGACAUUUAAGAGUUAAGCAGGUAGAGAUUUUGCUUAUGCAUUUUGACACUUGCUGGGGGAUGCUGAAAGUGGUGUUUAACCGGGGUUAUCAUAGCAGGGAGCUCGGCUCUGAGGACACCCAUGGAAAACAUGGCAGGGAAGGAAAUCGCUUAAAGACUCUGCUUAUCCCUUUGGCUUGGUUUUCUCUUAAAUCUACAGCUUGACCCUAAACCUACUUGUGGGGUUUGGGCCACUUAAUAUCAUAACUAAACUAACAAUCCCUUGCUAAUAUUGACUGUGUUUGUACAAGUUACAAAGUGAGUCCCUUGCUGGCUGAGUUUUUGGUGUUGCUUGUGUUGGUUUUACUUUGGUUUUCUGGUUUAUGGUGUUCGACGCUUUGGUGCCUUGUAUGCUUCACUAGUCAUUAUAUUAUUAUAAUAAUAAUAAUUGAGGUGCAUUCAGUGCUUUCUGUUUGGGUGGGAAUACCCACCCAAUGUCAGAGCAACCACGUAAACUGGUACAGUCGCAGCCUCAGGGGCUCGAGCUGUCCGUGGCCAUUUGUGUUAAGAGUGGGGUGUAACUAUUUAGGGUUAUUAAACCAAUUUCCAUGCCUGUCGCUAGUGUUAUGCUAAUUUGAAAAGGACUGCCAUCCCUCUAAAGCCGCUUGUCCAUGGCACUUAAUUUUAAUUAAUACAUUUCCAAAAGACUUUUUGUGUUUGGAGAAUGAAGUGUGUGAUUAAGCCUCAUUCAUAAAGACAUAUGUUUAAAACUGGUUCCUACUUGUUUCCAUUUUUAUAUCUUCACUUCUUCCUCUUUUUUUUCUCUUUUUUUUUUUUUUAAUUACGGAAUAGUUUUACAGAACAGCUUAUCUCUUGUACCUUUUUCCAUAAAACAAAAUUUUGAAUGUACUCUCAAAAGGCAUCUGAUGAAGUGAAAGCCGACCAAAACCACUACUGAAGCAAAAAUGAGUGGAAACUGCAGAUCAGCAAAGGUCAUUUAAAAUUUUGCAGACUGAGUUGUUGCUAGAUAACAUUUUGGAAAAAAAACCCCAAACCUGUCACCUAAACAGAGAAUCAUGAUUUUUAAGUAGAUGUAUGUUGCUUCUGGUUAAAAUUAGAGAAGAUUUAGCAGUUGAGAAUAUUUAAAUGGAGACUAAUUUAAGUGUUCAUUUUUCACCAAAACUAAAAUAGUAGGAGAAUAAAGUAUUUAACAGCUUAAUAUUUAAUCUGAGUUUGGUUUGGUUAAAGAUUUAACACUAAUAAUAAUGGAAUUUAUAAUUGCUUCUUUCUCCAAUAAUUAUCACCAAAAAAAAGCAGCUCACUAAUUUCAGAGCCUAAAAAUGUCUUUAUAGUCUUAGAGACAAGCUGGUUUUGGAAUGAUGGGGUUUAGUACAGUGAUUGUUUUAAAUCUCUUCAUUUAAUUUACAUCAGUAACAACUUGCUCAUCCUACCUUAUCUACCCGGAAUACUAAAAAAUCCACCUUCUGAGAGUCCUUGAAAUAUUCAGAAGGUUCUUCAAGAACCCACUUGGAAUCAAUCAAUCUCAGGAGACUAAAUAUGGAAUUUCAAAUACAGAAGAUAAAGCCUGUAUUAAAAAAAUUUUUUCCUAGGAAAAAUAGCAAACUUGAGUAUCUAAGUGCUGUUAAAAGGCCAGGUAUUAAAAACAAGUGUAGAAUUUGUCAAAGCAAUGCUAGAGGAACUUGUAAAUCAUUAUUAAAAUUGACCUUAAAGUACAGCGGUUUUAAUUCAAAAGGAAAAAGAAGAUCAAUCAUAACUUUUCCUGCAACAAGCAAUAUUAAGCUAGAAUUAGGUUGUCUAACUUCUCAGUUAAUCUGAAAGUUCAGUCCUGUGAGUUGCUUCUCUCCACCAUGGACUUGCAGGAUUUGAACUCAUACAGAGGUGAAGCCCAGACCGAGCCCUUCGCAUUUCCUGUGGCAGGAAGGCAUCUACUCUGAGGUGAUUUACACUGAGCUGCUGCUAAAACUGCUUCCAAGUGAAUGCCUAAUACCACUGAAAAGAUGAUUUUGCUGGGAGGGGAUAAACGAGCUAUUGCAUUUGUGUGUGAAGCAUCGGUGCUAACCUUGCAGAUGUGCGUGGUUAUCCUGAGGAUGACGUCCUGUAACUUGUCAUUUGUUUUUCCCCUUCUCUGGCAUACGAGAAACAAAUCAACUUAUUUUGUGUACCAUGUAAGGUUUUAAGUGUCUGCUUCCAUUUGGUGUUUCAGAGAAGAUAAAGGGAGGACUUCAAAAAAGCUGAAGAUCUUUUUUUUUUUCCUGCUCAGAUGUUCUUGUUAUGAUGCCUGCUUCUUUUUUCCCAAGGAGGAUUUGUUUUGUAUGCUCAGAUGGAACUGAAAUACAGUUCAUGUGUUUUAAUGUGCUUAUUAUCCUGAUAUGUUCAUAAUUUGAAGAAAACAUAAUGCCAGCUUUUAAUUAAAUGUAAUAUAUUGUUUUCUAA
Molecule: messenger RNA, 4287 nt
Organism: Pipra filicauda (Wire-tailed manakin)
Lineage: Eukaryota; Metazoa; Chordata; Aves; Passeriformes; Pipridae
Gene: BHLHE23
Product: basic helix-loop-helix family member e23
Exons: 1
Coding region: 97-771 (224 amino acids)
Molecular function (GO): protein dimerization activity
Source: RefSeq, a predicted model, not a curated record